AUGCAGCUGCGAUUCGCAUGCGGCACGAUUCUCGCCUCUUUGGCUGCUGGCGUCCUCGUGAAGGAGCAUGUUCCGGGAAACCACAUCGCUGCCUUUCAUAGCUUCAUUGACCAGCAUGGGCGCCACUACAAGAAAGGUACCCAUGAGUAUUUCAAGCGCCUCACGCUCUUCUCCGAGCGUCUCCAGAAAGCGGAGGUCAUCAACUCCCGACCAGGCCACCUGUGGAUUGCCGGCGUGGGACCUCUGUCCGACCUCACGCCGGAGGAGCUGAGUCAGAAGAAGGGCUGGGCUGGCUUCGCCAGUCGUAAGAGCCCGAAAGCCCUGAGGACGCAGAUGUCUCUUCUCCAGUCUGAGUCGGAUCUUCCCGAAGAGUGCAACAAGUGGGCCAACCUGACCAUGCUGCAGGCCAAAGACCAGGGCGGCUGUGGAUCCUGCUGGGCGGUGACCUCGGCCACAGUGCUCGAGGCGCACCGGGAGAUCUAUCUCGGAAAGCAGGAGCAACUCUCCGCCCAGCAUUUGGUGAACUGUGUGGAGAAUCCUCGGAACUGCGGCGGUACCGGUGGUUGUGCUGGAGCUACCGUGGAGCUCGCGAUGGCCUACGUCGUCCAGAAUGGGCUGGCGACCGAGGCGCAAGUGCCAUACGAAGGAGCUGAUCAUCAGUGCCAGACUGGAGCCGUGGCAGCUCUGCAGCUGUCGGGAUCUGAUGAUCUUGCAGCAUCCGGUGUUCGCAAAGCCAAAGCCAAUUCUGUGGGACUGCAGACUCUGGGAAUCCACGGUUGGGAGAAAUUGCCGGAGAACAAGUAUCUGCCAUUGAUGCGGGCCCUGGUGCAACAUGGCCCUGUUGCGGUCUCUGUCAGUGCGGAUUCAUGGGACUUGUAUCUCAAGGGCAUCUUCGACUACUGCAGCAAGGACGUGAUCAUCGAUCAUGCUGUCACCCUCACCGGCUACGGAAAGGACGUCGAGCUGGGAAAGAAGUAUUGGAGGAUUCUCAAUUCCUGGGGCAAGAACUUCGGUGAGGAUGGCACUAUCCGCCUGCUUCGCACUGAUCAGGAGGAUUGCUUGAUCUGGAGCGUAUCACGGAAUCACUGGGUGCGAGAGCCGUGUGCGUGGAAGGAGAGCUGGUGUGGAACAGACAACCAGCCGGAGCUGGGAACAGGCUGCGACGGUGGUCCCCAGCAGGUGACGGUUUGUGGCAUGUCCAGGGCUGAGCGGCUGAGGGUAGGUGCGGCAUUCUCUACGAUACCGCGACACCAAUCUUCCAGCAUGCGUAGGACUUUCGUGGCUUCGCAGCAGCACGCAUCCGAAGAGUGUGAGAAAGCAGCGACCGUCUGUAGAGGGGUUCGUGACCAGAAAGGCCAUGUCUGGCCAGACUUGCUCUACAGGCACUUCGAAGCCAAGGGCUUCCAAGGUGUCGGAGGCUGUGCCGUCACAGGUAUGUGGCCUCUGCUUCUGGGAGGCCUAGGUUUGGGCGCUCUGGCUGCUCGGCAGGGUCUGAGGGCCGUAAGGGCCUCUGGGGUCAAGGUGGACUUCAAGAUGCCAGCCUUUGGCGGUUUCGGAGCUUUCAGCAGUGGCCUGCAGGGCUUCGAGGCACCGAUGACUCGCGCAGAGGCACGGCAGAUUCUGAAUCUGUCCUCCAUGGCCCCAAACAAGGAUGCAGUGCGAGAAGCACACAGGAGGCUGCUGAUCGCAAACCAUCCCGACAAGGGUGGAUCCACAUACAUCGCCUCCAAGAUCAAUGAGGCCAAAGAAGUGAUGUUGGGAAAGAAAGCGACGUGA
Symbiodinium sp. CCMP2456 is the source of this 1776-nucleotide messenger RNA. NCBI's taxonomy places the organism in Eukaryota, Dinophyceae, Suessiales, Symbiodiniaceae. The record is from the annotation of a GenBank genome assembly.